Molecule: messenger RNA, 3524 nt
Organism: Cynocephalus volans (Philippine flying lemur)
Lineage: Eukaryota; Metazoa; Chordata; Mammalia; Dermoptera; Cynocephalidae
Gene: TRPM8
Product: transient receptor potential cation channel subfamily M member 8
Exons: 26
Coding region: 87-3401 (1104 amino acids)
Biological process (GO): calcium ion transmembrane transport
Cellular component (GO): plasma membrane
Molecular function (GO): ligand-gated calcium channel activity
Source: RefSeq, a predicted model, not a curated record
UAAAAGGCUUCCUCCUCCUGCAGCAGACAAGCAGGAUCUUUGGGGCGAAAGAAAAUCCUGCCUGAUAAACCACCACACAUGAAAAGAUGUCGUUUGAGGGAGCCAGGCUCAGCAUGAGAAACAGGAGGAAUGGCACUUUGGACAGCACCCGGACCCUGUACUCCAACGUGUCCCGGAGCACAGACGUGUCCUGCAGUGAAAGUGACUUGGUGAAUUUCAUUCAAGCAAAUUUUAAGAAACGGGAAUGUGUCUUCUUUACCAAAGAUUCCAAGGCCACGGAGGACGUGUGCAAGUGUGGCUACGCCCGGAGCCAGCACGCGCCAGGCGCGCAGGUCAACCAGAGCGAGAAGUGGAGUUACAAGAAACACACCAAGGAGCUUCCCACCGACGCCUUUGGGGACGUUCAGUUCGAGACGCUGGGGAAGAAGGGCAAGUACAUCCGUCUGUCCUGCGACACAGACGCGGAGACCCUCUACGAGCUGCUCACCCAGCACUGGCACCUGAAGACGCCCAACCUUGUCAUUUCCGUGACCGGUGGCGCCAAGAACUUCGCCCUGAAGCCGCGCAUGCGCAAGAUCUUCAGCCGGCUCAUCUACAUCGCGCAAUCCAAAGGUGCUUGGAUUCUCACAGGAGGCACCCAUUAUGGCCUGAUGAAGUACAUCGGGGAGGUGGUAAGAGACAACACCAUCAGCAGGAGUUCAGAGGAGAACAUCGUGGCCAUUGGCAUAGCGGCUUGGGGCAUGGUCUCCAACCGGGACACCCUCAUCAGGACCUGUGAUGCUGAGGGAUAUUUCUUAGCCCAGUACGUUAUGGAUGACUUCACGCGAGACCCUCUGUAUGUCCUGGACAACAAUCAUACCCAUCUGCUGCUCGUGGAUAAUGGCUGUCAUGGACAUCCCACGGUUGAAGCAAAGCUCCGGAAUCAGCUGGAGAAAUACAUCUCUGAGCGCUCUAUUCCAGAUUCCAACUAUGGUGGCAAGAUUCCCAUUGUGUGUUUUGCCCAAGGAGGUGGAAAAGAGACUUUGAAAGCCAUCAAUACCUCCAUCAAAAGCAAAAUUCCUUGUGUGGUGGUGGAAGGCUCGGGGCAGAUUGCUGAUGUGAUUGCUGGCCUGGUGGAGGUGGAGGACACUCUGACGUCUUCCAUCGUCAAGGAAAAGCUGGUGCGUUUCUUACCCCGCACGGUGUCCCGGCUGCCUGAGGAGGAAACAGAAAGUUGGAUCAAAUGGCUCAAAGAAAUUCUCGAAAGUUCUCACCUAUUAACAGUUAUUAAAAUGGAAGAAGCUGGGGAUGAGAUUGUGAGCAAUGCUAUUUCCUACGCUCUGUACAAAGCCUUCAGUACCAAUGAACAAGAUAAGGAUAACUGGAAUGGGCAGCUGAAGCUUCUGCUGGAGUGGAACCAGCUGGACUUAGCCAAUGAUGAGAUUUUUACCAAUGACCGCCGAUGGGAGUCUGCUGACCUUCAAGAAGUCAUGUUUACGGCUCUUAUAAAGGAUAGACCCAAGUUCGUUCGACUCUUUCUGGAGAAUGGCUUGAACCUGCGGAAGUUUCUCACCCACGAUGUCCUCACUGAGCUCUUUUCCAACCACUUCAGCACCCUUGUGUAUCGGAACCUGCAGAUCGCUAAGAAUUCCUAUAAUGACGCCCUCCUCACCUUCGUCUGGAAACUGGUUGCAAAUUUCCGAAGAGGCUUCCGGAAAGAAGACAGAAAUAGCAGGGAUGAGAUGGAUAUAGAACUCCACGAUGUGUCUCCUAUUACUCGGCACCCGCUGCAAGCUCUCUUCAUCUGGGCCAUUCUUCAGAACAAGAAGGAACUCUCCAAAGUCAUUUGGGAACAGACCAGAGGCUGUACUCUGGCAGCACUGGGAGCCAGCAAGCUUCUGAAGACUCUGGCCAAAGUGAAGAACGACAUCAAUGCUGCCGGGGAGUCCGAGGAGCUGGCCAACGAGUACGAGACCCGUGCAGUCGAGCUGUUCACAGAGUGUUACAGUAGUGAUGAAGAUUUGGCAGAACAACUGCUGGUCUAUUCCUGUGAAGCCUGGGGUGGAAGCAACUGUUUGGAGCUGGCCGUGGAGGCGACAGACCAACAUUUCAUUGCCCAGCCUGGGGUGCAGAAUUUUCUUUCCAAGCAAUGGUAUGGAGAGAUUUCCCGAGACACCAAGAACUGGAAGAUCAUUCUGUGCCUGUUUAUUAUACCCUUGGUGGGCUGUGGCUUUGUAUCAUUUAGGAAGAAGCCCAUCGACAAGCACAAGAAGCUCCUCUGGUACUACGUGGCGUUCUUCACCUCACCCUUUGUGGUCUUCUCCUGGAACGUGGUCUUCUACAUUGCCUUCCUCUUGCUGUUUGCCUACGUGCUGCUCAUGGACUUCCACCCCGUGCCACACCCCCCUGAGCUGGUCCUCUACGCGCUGGUCUUUGUCCUGUUCUGUGAUGAAGUGAGACAGUGGUACAUAAAUGGGGUGAAUUAUUUUACUGACCUGUGGAACGUUAUGGACACGCUGGGGCUUUUUUACUUCAUAGCAGGAAUUGCAUUUCGGCUCCACUCUUCUAAUAAAACCUCUUUAUAUUCUGGACGAGUCAUUUUCUGCCUGGAUUACAUUAUUUUCACGCUAAGGUUGAUCCACAUUUUCACCGUAAGCAGAAAUUUAGGACCCAAGAUUAUAAUGUUGCAGAGGAUGCUGAUCGACGUGUUCUUCUUCCUGUUCCUCUUUGCGGUCUGGAUGGUGGCCUUUGGCGUGGCCAGGCAAGGGAUCCUCAGGCAAAACGAGCAUCGCUGGAGGUGGAUAUUCCGCUCGGUCAUCUAUGAGCCCUACCUGGCCAUGUUCGGCCAGGUGCCCAGUGAUGUGGACGGCACCACGUACGACUUCACCCACUGCACUUUCACUGGGAACGAGUCCAAGCCGCUGUGUGUGGAGCUGGAUGAGCACCACCUGCCCCGGUUCCCUGAGUGGGUCACCAUCCCCCUGGUGUGCAUCUACAUGCUGUCCACCAACAUCCUGCUGGUCAACCUGCUGGUCGCCAUGUUUGGCUACACCGUGGGCACCGUCCAGGAGAACAACGACCAGGUCUGGAAGUUCCAGAGGUACUUCCUGGUGCAGGAAUACUGCAGCCGCCUCAACAUCCCCUUCCCGUUCGUCGUCUUUGCCUACUUCUACAUGGUGGUGAAGAAGUGUUUCAAGUGCUGCUGCAAGGAGAAGAACAGGGAAUCUUCCGCCUGCUGUUUUAAAAAUGAGGACAACGAGACACUGGCAUGGGAGGGCGUCAUGAAGGAAAAUUACCUCGUCAAGAUCAACACGAAAGCCAACGACACCUCGGAGGAAAUGAGGCAUCGGUUUAGACAACUCGAUACAAAGCUUAACGAUCUCAAGGGUCUUCUGAAAGAGAUUGCUAAUAAAAUCAAAUAAAACUUCAUGAACACUAAUGGAGAAAAAUCUAAUUACAGCAAGGUGAUAUCGUAUCAGACAUCUAAAUUGAAGGGGUUCAAGGAAUGCUGAUGAAUGACUUUGCUAUUGACUACUAAACGAGAA